Molecule: messenger RNA, 1659 nt
Organism: Blastomyces gilchristii SLH14081
Lineage: Eukaryota; Fungi; Ascomycota; Eurotiomycetes; Onygenales; Ajellomycetaceae
Exons: 2
Coding region: 1-1659 (552 amino acids)
Source: RefSeq, a predicted model, not a curated record
AUGGCAGAAAAAUCAAAUGUUCCUACGUCGGUUGAUGUCGUCAUUGUUGGAAAUGGACCAUCUGCCAUGAUACUUUCCUAUAUCCUCCACGGCCAUAUUCCAUUCUACAACCCGGAGAAACCCCAUCCGGAUCCCCUACUCCAUGCAAAGCUAAAGGACAACCCGCAGCUCCUCCACCUAGACAUUGGUCAUUUGACAACCCAUUUCGGCGCAUCUAGGUUCCCAUAUUCCACCCAAGCUCUUCCUGUUAACGUUCUUCUUGACGCUCUGAUUCGGCCGAAUGGAGACGAUGAUGAGGGGACAGAAACAAGUGUCCGAUGGCGGUACAUGCCAGAAAGGGCCGCCUCCCAUAUUAUUUUUGGGUCUGCAGUUCAUCCUGGAGGACAAUGGACAGAGUGUCCAGACGGGACAGCCCCAAACAUCCAAACGUUAAGUUACGCUGGUAUGCUCUCAUUACCUGGAUAUAGCUUUGCUGAGCACCAUCAACGCGUCCACGCCUGUCCUUUACCACCGUUCACAAGGCCACCGAGGGAGGCGGUAGCGGAGUAUCUUGCCGCUUACGCUACAUUCGUAGGGAUAUCCGAAUCAAUUCGAUGCAGCCAGCAAAUCAGUGGAGUAGUUCGCACUGAGAAUGGUUUCUAUAUCAGGUCACAUAAUAUCACUUGCAACAAGUUGAUCCUGGCAUCGGGAGUUUUCACGGAGCGUAUUCCCCCGCGACCAUUGUUGUUGCCCUUGUUAAAAUUACCGCCUCCAACGACGGCGAUGCAACCACGACGUGCCCCACUCUUAAUCAUCGGAUCUGGGUUUUCAGCAGCGGACGUCAUUAUUUCUUCUCAUCCAGAUCAAACAAUAAUCCAUGUUUUCAAAUGGAAACCAGAGACCAAUCCGUCACCUUUGAAAAGUUGUCACCAGCAAGAAUACCCCGAGUAUGCCACUAUUUAUCGCCUCAUGAAACGGGCCUUCGCUCAAUCAAAGCAGAGUAACGGGACAAGUCGCCCAAAACGGCCUUGUGGACAUUCGAUUCCUUUUCUGGAAAGUAGAAAUUGGACCGAUAACUAUGAGGGUAUUCCCAACACCGUUGUCACAGAUGUUGUGUUGGAUAAUGAGACAGCACUAGUCACAUUUCGACGAGAGGAUGGGACCACCUUCUCUCGCGAAGUAAGUGGACUAGCAUAUGUGGUUGGCCGAAGGAGCUCCCUGAACUAUCUAAGCAAACCCCUGCUAGCUGAAAUAUUCGACAAUGAAACGCCGGCAGACGAUUUCAGAUGGGUUUCGAGGCAAACAAUGCGCGCUCGGGCCCUAGAAGGCUUAGAAGUCACGAAGGAUGUCUUCAUAAUUGGCAGUUUGACUGGGGACUCGUUGAUCAGAUUUGCUUAUGGGGGUUGCAUUUACGCCGCUGGAAAGCUCAUGCAGUCGGACUUCAAUGAGCGAAAUGGACAUGCUCCAGGAAAUUUCUACUCGAAAAUCGCAACAAGCAAAGACUGGACUGCCGAGAGUGCAUUCAUAAACGGUGCGGAGGAGCACAACAACGUCAGAAGGAUCGAACUCAAAUCUGAAAGGCAGGCUGAGAUACCACGAGAGAAGCACAUUCGUCCCCCCUCGGUUGCGAAUCCACCGAAAUCUUGGUGGGAGCAUCUAAAGUUAUUGUUUACUGGUUAG